This is a messenger RNA of Erigeron canadensis, 1040 nucleotides long. RefSeq lists its product as uncharacterized. NCBI's taxonomy places the organism in Eukaryota, Viridiplantae, Streptophyta, Magnoliopsida, Asterales, Asteraceae. The transcript has 3 exons. Bases 282 to 986 code for a protein of 234 amino acids. The record is from RefSeq and is a predicted model, not a curated record.
CAAACCCCCUACCCUUUUUCCUUCUCCUUUGAUGCUGCAUCGAGACACACAUAAACACACAUACAAAAACCCUCUCAAACUUUUCCCCCUGAUCAGUGUCAACUAGAAAUAAAUCAAAGGAAGAAUAUUUUGUUUUGUUGUUACAACAAUCAACUAACAAGAACUUUCGACAUCACCAUCUUCAUCUAAUUCAUCUCUUUUCAAGAACAUUAAAUUGGUUUUGGAUAACGUGGAGAAUUGACUGUCGAUCUUCUCAAGCACUUAGAUUGCUAAGACUUAUCAUGUUGGACGGAGCUAGCUCUUAUGCUGUUGUUCCUGGUACUCCUCGAGUUCUUGUGGUAGCUAACUCUAUUCCCAGUGUUCCUAACUCUUCUAAAGAGGAACCAAUGGAGGCUUCGGGCAAUGAAUCUCGCCCUAUUAAUCUGGUAUCAUCGUCCAGUGAAUCUGGAAAUGAGCAUGUGUCUAUCCAUGUUCAACCACCUCUGUCACUGGUAGCUCCAUAUCAGAGGAGAACUACCGAGGGAGCUCGUCUGCCUUAUACUCCUCGAGAUCCUAAUGCUCCUGGUCCUUCUGCACCAGUCCAGGACAACCUUGGGUUUGGUCCUUCAUUCUUCCUGGGCGAUCCGUAUGCUGCGGGUCCCUCCAGAGUGCCUGUUUACAACCCCAAUCUUGUUAUGCCCGUUGCAACUGAAGCUCAUAGGUCGGAAUAUGCUCUCCGACAAAUGUCAAGGAUGAACAACUCUCUCAUCCGUACUAGAGAGGCUAUUGAGAAUCAAGCUCAAGGAUUGACUGGAGCUUAUCAGCAUGCUUCUGAUGCUAUGACAGUUGCUAGGGAGGAGAAGGAGAGUGCUUCUGAUGCUAUGACUGUCGCUAGGGAGGGGAAGGAGACUAUCUGGACUGCGAUAUGGAUACUAUCAGUCUUGGUGGUUUUGGUCAUUGUAACAAAUGUGGUUCUUGACUCUUUGACUAUGUGUAUUUUUGACUAAGUAUUAGUUAAUCAAUAUAUGUACUAGUGCAAUUUAAGGUUCAAUUGAGUGCAA